AUAUCCGUCUCUCCAACUGUAACCAGUCUUUGACAGUUGAAAUUCCCAUUUCGCUCAAAAGUCCAGUCCCCAAUCGGAUUCCUUAAUUUCUCCAAAACCUAAAACCUCUCUCCCACACUCUCUGCCUCCCUGUUACAGAUCCAAUGUCGAUAGACAAAUCCGACAAAAUCUACGUAGCAGGCCACCGUGGCUUAGUCGGCUCGGCCGUCGUCCGAAAGCUCCAAGCCUUGGGCUUCACAAACCUCCUCCUCCGCACCCAUGCCGAGCUCGAUCUCACCGUCCAAUCCGCAGUUGACGCCUUCUUCGCCGCCGAGAAGCCCCGCUACGUCAUCCUCUCCGCCGCUAAAGUCGGCGGCAUCCACGCCAACAACACCUACCCUGCUGAUUUCAUCACCAUCAACCUCCAAAUCCAGACCAACAUCAUCACUUCCUCAUUCUCCCAUGGCGUCAAGAAACUCCUCUUCCUCGGCUCCUCUUGCAUUUAUCCCAAAUUCGCCCCCCAACCCAUCCCCGAAAGCGCGCUGUUGACGGGUCCUUUGGAGCCCACAAACGAAUGGUACGCGGUUGCCAAGAUUGCUGGGAUUAAAAUGUGCCAGGCUUAUAGACUGCAACACAAAUUCAAUGCGAUUUCGGCAAUGCCCACGAAUUUGUACGGACCAAAUGACAAUUUCCACCCCGAGAAUUCGCAUGUUUUGCCUGCCUUGUUGAGGAGGUUUCAUGAGGCUAAGGUUAGAGGGGAUGAGAGAGUGGUGGUUUGGGGGAGUGGAACGCCUUUGAGGGAGUUUCUACACGUUGAUGAUUUGGCGGACGCGGUUGUUUUUUUGCUGGAGAAUUACAGUGGUUUGGAGCAUGUUAAUGUGGGAAGUGGGAAGGAGGUGAGUAUAAAGGAAUUGGCUGAAUUAGUUAGGGAAGUGGUGGGAUUUGAAGGGGAGUUAGUUUGGGAUAAAAGUAAGCCUGAUGGAACUCCUAGGAAGCUUAUGGAUAAUUCGAAGAUUGAGUCAUUGGGUUGGCAGCCGAAAAUUUCGCUGAAAGAUGGGCUUGCGGACACGUAUAAGUGGUAUUUGGAGAAUGUUCAGCAAUGAUGCAGGUCAUGAUCUUACACAAGAUUUGUUCUGUAUUGUCAAAUUAGUGAGUUUUUUACCUCGAAAUUCUUCAUGUUGUACUCUAUUUUUCUGAACCAGUGGAUCUGAAAAUUGGUUUGUAUCAGUUAUCACUACAUAAGAGUAUUAGGAGUAUUUACUUCUACUUUGUUGUAGGAGACUUGUUGCUCUAGAUCAAUAUAGGAAUUGAAGUUACAUUUUGUAGUAAUCAUAAUGACACUUGGCAUUAUCCAAUUAUAGACCAGCUUUAUUCUCUUAUGUUUUCACUGUGA
Coffea eugenioides is the source of this 1372-nucleotide messenger RNA. Its product is annotated as putative GDP-L-fucose synthase 2. The record is from RefSeq and is a predicted model, not a curated record. The coding region runs from base 144 to 1082 and encodes 312 amino acids. Lineage: Eukaryota; Viridiplantae; Streptophyta; Magnoliopsida; Gentianales; Rubiaceae. Gene Ontology annotation, molecular function: GDP-L-fucose synthase activity. Gene Ontology annotation, biological process: nucleotide-sugar biosynthetic process. The transcript has a single exon.